Molecule: messenger RNA, 699 nt
Organism: Suillus clintonianus
Lineage: Eukaryota; Fungi; Basidiomycota; Agaricomycetes; Boletales; Suillaceae
Exons: 1
Coding region: 1-699 (232 amino acids)
Source: RefSeq, a predicted model, not a curated record
AUGGCACCCCCCUUUCUCCAUCGAGUCAACUUGCAUCGCUUCACGCUUCCCAGCGCUGUAGGGGAUACUGCCGACAUACUCGUUACUAUAGACAUGCUGCGCGCAUAUGUUGAAUACGACGCUCACCUACGGGCUGGAACCGCCUCCCAACGUCCCUACCCUAAUGGGUACACCGACUUCACACUAUCCUUCAACAUACUGCAGUCUGGCCAGGGACGCAUUACCCAAAUGGUCCAGGGUGACGCCGAACAUCCCCAGAUCCUUGGCCCAGCGCCCUCCCUUACAUACCUUGUAGGAGAGGAGGCCACUAGGCCACCUACUUCGCAUCCUGGAGCCACACCUGAAGGCGCGCGUUACCUCACUGCCCAUAAAUCUGAGCUUCUCGAAGAAGCGCUCUGGGCCAGCCUCAAAACUGCGAAGAAGAGGCGCAAAUGGAGAGAUAAGUCCAUCGCCAAGCGGAAGGCUGCUAAGAAACAGAAGGGUGACUUCAGCACCCGAGGAACACGACGGAACACAUACCACGGAGACAGAGGUGAAGGAUCGAGCACAGGUCCCAGAACCACCUCCCCCUCGACCAACGUGCCAGCGCGUAUGGAAAUAGAUGACGAAGGGGAGACCACCGUUCGGACCAAGGAGAUUAGCAAGGACGGAAAGAAGGACGGGGAUGGCACUCAGGGAAAGAAGCCGAGGGAGAAGUGA